Messenger RNA from Papilio machaon (common yellow swallowtail), 459 nucleotides. RefSeq lists its product as uncharacterized. The coding region runs from base 1 to 459 and encodes 152 amino acids. The record is from RefSeq and is a predicted model, not a curated record. Lineage: Eukaryota; Metazoa; Arthropoda; Insecta; Lepidoptera; Papilionidae. The transcript has a single exon.
AUGUUUAUUGCCCAAAUAAAUGUUGAGGCUUGCAGUUCAGUACGGGCUAUUAAAUAUAUCUGCAAGUAUAUUAAUAAAGGCAGCGACCAAGCUAUUUUCAAUUUCAGAAACACAGAGGCCGCUAAUUCCAUAGAUGAAGUACGUACGUAUCAGUCUGGACGUUAUGUCAGUAGCAACGAAGCUGUAUGGCGGCUCUUAGGAUUUCCGUUACAUGAGAGGAACCCAACCGUCAAACAUCUCAAUGCGCACCUAGAAAAUGGUGAACAUGUCUUUUUUACAGUAAAUAAUUUUCAAGAAAGAUUGUCUUCUCCUCCAAAAACGACACUUACUGCUUUUUUGACCUCUGUGCCAAAUAUGAAUUUGCACGUACUCUUCUUUAUGUUGAGGUACCGAGAUAUAAUAUUAUACUUGGAAUACAACAAGGAAAGAAUGGAAACGCCAAAUUCAAGGAGUACCUGA